Molecule: messenger RNA, 1995 nt
Organism: Folsomia candida
Lineage: Eukaryota; Metazoa; Arthropoda; Collembola; Entomobryomorpha; Isotomidae
Product: maspardin
Exons: 8
Coding region: 882-1871 (329 amino acids)
Source: RefSeq, a predicted model, not a curated record
GCCAACAACUAUAAGACGUAUGGACGUCAACUACACAGUCAUGGCAAAAAAGUAACGCACUUAGAUUGCAUUGAAAAACAACAACAGUUAACUAAAUCCAACAAGUUUUAAUCAUUACCAGCUGCCUCGAAGGUAAGGAUGGCCGAGAAUUAUUCAUAACUUGUAUGUGAAAUACAGGAAAAUAAUUACUUAAAUCUUCGGAUUAAGAGUAUUUAAUAAAUUGCUCAACUCGAAUUAAGUCGAAUUCCCGUUUAAUUUUUCAAAGAGGUAACGUUACGUUAAGGAGAUUACUCGUAACAAAUUACAUAAAGCAAACUGAGUAUUUGUUUUCAAACGUCUCUCAGUUUAAGAACGUGUGAAAUUUAUGUUCUCCAUGCAGUGGACCUAAAUAGGUCAUCUAGGUGCCAGAGUCUAGGAUAUCGUCGAUUACGCACAUUGUCAUACAUUUACAAGAUUGGAAACAAGGGAUUUUUUAAUAACUACGUACGAGUCGAAAAUCAUUCUGCAUCAGGGAGAUCUGCAAUACAGACAUACCUUCGUACAACACCAGUCUGACUGUGUUCUGUUAAACAAAUAUUACUAAAUUUCACCGGGCCAGAUUCGGUGCUAGCGUCUGUAAGUGACGCGAUCGACCCUAACAAGUAAAUAGUUAGGUGAUGCCCAAGGGACACAGGUUGUAGAAGGUUCCGAAUCUCAGGAAAAAGAAGUUGGGGUAAAAGUUGUUCUGUUUCUUAAGUGCUCAAAAUUAUCUUGUUGAUCUUACAUAUAUUGUGAAGUGAACGUGCGAACUCUCUGUCUGGAGGACCUGCUUUUGCUCAAAGUUUUUUGAUGCAAUCACAUGGAUCAAGAGAAGAAAGUUCUGUGGUAUAUCUAAUGCGAAAAUGAAUUUCUCUAGUGAUUUGUCCAAUUCUCCAGAAUAUCAGAGUUUCCGAGCCACUGUUCCGUUGAAAAAACUUGCUGUAGACACUGAUGCUAGCAAGACCUGGAAAUUAUAUGACGCCGGACCUCGUCAAGUGACCAGUCCCUUAGUCUGUUUGGCACCUGUCUCAGGGACGGCUGAUAUCUUUUACAAACAAAUGCUCUAUCUGACAGCUCGUGGCAUUCGAGUUUUGUCUGUGGAGUCCCCAAUAUAUUGGUCGGUUUCAGAUUGGUGUGAGGGAUUCCGGCGACUGUUGGACCAUUUAGACAUUGAAAGAGUUCAUCUAUUUGGAGCUUCCUUGGGUGGAUUCCUGGCUCAAAAAUUUGCAGAGUCAACGGCUCAGUACUCCCGAGUUGCUUCUAUUAUUCUCUCCAACGCUUUCCUGGAAACAUCCAUCUUUAACUUUAAUGACACCGCAACCCUUUUUUGGAUUCUGCCUGGUCCAGUUUUGAAGAAACUAGUCAUGGGGAACAUUAAGUCCGAAUCCGUCACAGAACUGAGAGUGGCUCAAUCCAUGGAAUUCAUCAUUGAAAGGCUGGACACCUUAAGUCAACAAGAACUGGCGUCAAGGCUGACCUUAAAUUGUGUUAACUGCCAGGUUGACCCAUUUAAAUUGAAAAAUAUGCCCAUGACUAUAAUUGACGUCUUUGACGAAUCUGCACUCUCCAUGCAAGCACGCGCAAGUUUGCGAUCUCAUUAUGGCCACGCCAAAUUGGCACAUUUAAAAACCGGAGGCAAUUUUCCUUAUUUAAGUCGAUCUGACGAUGUGAACAUGCACUUAUUGGUACAUCUUCGCCAGUUCUCCUCAAAUUCAAGGUACAGUGCUCAGAAACCUGCGGAGCAAGAAUCUCAAAACGACCAACCUGAAUCAAAUGCUAAAAAUGAAUUGGCAGAAGAGAUGGGUGUUGGCGAUUCGACAUCCGCCGCAGAAGUUGCAACAGAAGCUAGUUAAGCUUUUCAAGCAGCGCUUUGCAUGUUUACAGGAAGAAGUGAAGUUUUAAAUAUAUUUUUGGCAUUUAAGGAUGUACACAGAUAAUUAAUUUAAUAAUAAAUCUAUCAAAGCUCUCUCUAAUGUA